AUGGCUGCAAGAAGCCAGGUACAGGAUCUCCAAGAGGCUGUUUUUUGUUCCAUUUGCCUGGAUUAUUUUAAGGAUCCGGUGAUUCUGAAGUGUGGGCACAACUUCUGCCGAGCCUGCAUCACUCAGUACCUGAAGGAGUCCAAAAUCUCCCCCUCCUAUCCCUGCCCUCAGUGCAGAGAAGCCUUCGGGGAAGGAGAAUUCCAGCCCAACCGGCAGCUGAGGAAUGUAGUUGAAAUAGCCAAAAAAUUCCCAGACCCGAAAGGGAAUAAAGCGUGUGAAAAACAUGGGGAGUUUCUGAAACUCUUCUGUGAAGUGGAUGAAAUCCCGAUCUGUCUGGUGUGCAGAGAGUCCCGCAGUCACAAAGAACACGCCGUGGUGCCUAUCGAGGAGGCUGCCCCGGAUUACAAGGACCAAAUUCAGAGCCGUUUGGAGAGUUUGAAGAAAGAGAGAGAGGAGAUUCUGUCGUAUAAAUUGAGUGGGGAAAAUACAAGCCAGGAACUACUGAAACAGCUAGAAACUGAGAGGCAAAAGAUUAGGUCUGAAUUUCAGCGACUGCGCCAAUUUAUGGAAGAACAAGAGCGACUCCUGCUGGCCCAGCUGAAAGAACUGAUUAAAGAAAUUGAAGAGAGGAGGGAUGAGCAUGUUGCCAAACUCUCUGAGGAACUAUCCUCUUUCAGUUCCCUGAUCACUGAGAUGGAGCAGAAGUGCCAGCUGCCAGCGAGUGUUUUCCUGCAGGACAUCAAAGGCACCUUGAGCAGAUGUGAGAGGAAGAAGUUUCAGAACCCAGUGGCCUUUUCUUCUGAACUGAAAUGGAGAAUCUGGGAAUCUUCUCAAAACUCUGCAGUUCUGGCAACCAUAGUGAAGAAAUUCAAAGACUCACUGUCGUCUAGACAGCGGUUGGACAAAGCGAACGUGACUCUGGAUCCAGACACGGCCCAUCCCCGAUUCAUCCUGUCUGCAGAUUGGAAAAGUGUGAGAUGGGGAGACACACCGCAGGCUCUGCCCAACAACCCUGAGAGAUUUGACACUAUGCGUUGUGUGCUGGGCUGUGAGGGAUUCACCUCGGGCAGACAUUACUGGGAGGUGGAGGUGGAGUGGGGGGGACUCUGGGAUAUGGGGGUGGCCAGAGAGUCUGUGAGCAGGAAGGGACGGAUCCAGGUUAACCCUGAGCAGGGGAUCUGGGCUGUGGAAUGCGGUGAGGUUUUGUAUUGUUUUUCCAUGAUCCAUAAGCGGCACCACCCAUUCUCCCUGAGCCGGGCACCCAGCAGGAUCCGGGUUUAUCUGGACUGUGAACGGGGGCAAGUGACGUUUUUCGAUGCUGGUAACGAGGACCUGAUCUUCUCUUUCCCGCCGGCCUCUUUCGCCGGAGAGAGAAUCCGCCCGUUUUUCUGGUUCUCCUGGCCUGGUGUUGGUGUGCGGCUCACACUGUGUCCCUGA
This is a messenger RNA of Terrapene triunguis (Three-toed box turtle), 1437 nucleotides long. RefSeq names its product E3 ubiquitin-protein ligase TRIM7-like. Gene Ontology annotation, molecular function: zinc ion binding; protein binding. The transcript has 7 exons. The record is from RefSeq and is a predicted model, not a curated record. Bases 1 to 1437 code for a protein of 478 amino acids. NCBI's taxonomy places the organism in Eukaryota, Metazoa, Chordata, Testudines, Emydidae.